AAACGCAUGACCCAGAGUUGACGUAGUUGCCCAGAUCAUCUCGGGCUCUCUGCUGGGAAAGCGAGGUAAACAUGCACUGUACACCGACUCUAUUGCUUGGAUAUGGCGGCGGCUGUAUUAGACAAGUAUCCGCCCGACUUGCUGUGGCAGGUAAGGCGGUAAGUGGCUGGGUAUUCCAGAACAAGCUGGCUUCGGCGCCUGGUCUAAUUAGUGGCCUGUCUAUUGUAGACUAUGCUUGCUGCACAUCAAAUCGGUUAAUAUUCCAGAUUGACUGCCCCUGGCCAGGCAAAGAUGACGACGGAGGGCAUUUUGAGCUGGUCGAAUGUUGA
This is a messenger RNA of Pyricularia oryzae 70-15, 329 nucleotides long. RefSeq lists its product as uncharacterized. NCBI's taxonomy places the organism in Eukaryota, Fungi, Ascomycota, Sordariomycetes, Magnaporthales, Pyriculariaceae. The transcript has 3 exons. The coding region runs from base 72 to 329 and encodes 85 amino acids. The record is from RefSeq and is a predicted model, not a curated record.